UUGAAAACCCCUAAGUAUUCCAUGGCAUCGUUUCCAAAAAACGUGAGGGACUCGAGAAUCUAGCAACAAAAAGGAGGUUCCGUUCCUCUCCGAUCACUCGCCGGUGCAGUUUAGAUGCUACUUUCAGCCUCCUUGGAGCAAUGAUCCCCCUCCGUCUCACUUCACCCUGUGCUGCUACUACUCUCACAUUCAAGCCCCCUCUUACAUCUACUUUCGGACCUCUAUAUACAUAUCACCACUCCAAAAAGCUCAACCAUAGAAGGUUCAAAAAUGGCAUGUGCAGAGUGGAGUUCUCGCACGACGCGCCAAUUGGUGUGGCCAUAGGUGCUUGUAUUCUCAAUUCGCUUGUAUUUCCAAUCACUCCCUGUCCGGACGACGAUGAAGGUGACUCGGUGAUUGAUUCCGCCGAUGCGAGGUUUGCGGUUAUGGCGAUCAUAAGCUUCAUCCCUUACUUCAAUUGGCUGAGUUGGGUGUUUGCGUGGUUGGAUACUGGGAAAAGACGAUAUGCUGUUUAUGCGAUUGUGUACUUGGCUCCCUACUUGAGGUCAAAUUUGUCGCUGUCGCCUGAGGAGAGCUGGCUGCCUAUUAUUAGCAUUCUCUUGUGCAUCAUUCACAUCCAGCUGGAAGCAAGUAUUAAAAAUGGAGAUCUCGAGGGUUUUCAGCUAUUUAGUGGAAGUGGAAAGCAUCUCUUGUCAGUCAGUAGAAAGAAGGAAAGUAGAAUCUCCAAAGAGGAGAGGAAAAAAGAUCACAUGAACCUGCCUUCUGCACAAGAUCAAUCUAGAAAUGUGACACGAGAGUGGGGAGAUCCUAGAAAGCCUUUAAAAGAUCCUGAACACUUGGGUGAAGAUGGAGCCGCCAAUGGGGAAGGGAAACACUAGAAGGUCUUGAAUUCCUAGUGCAAAUGUCGGACUGCAAUACUUGGUUUAGAGUCUGCCCACGAAAUGGAUGUAUUUGCUGGCAUCUGUCUCAUUCUUUUGUUGUGGCGCAUGAGCUGUAGAAGACCUAAAAAAAGUUUGGCUGUGGAUGAAACAGUUCAAGUGGGUUAAAUUGACACAAUUAAGUUCGAGAUCCAUCACCGAACGUUGAACUAGAACGAGAAGUUCAAGUUUUCAAAAUUGUUGUUUACUCAAAUUUUUUGAUCAGGAGACAUGCAACUUUUUAUUUGGUUUAUCUUUUGGACCUUCGUAAGGAGAUGAUCACUCCGAAGUGAUGUGCGUGAUUUGGGUAUGGUAAUACCCACAGUGAAAUCAAAGGUUAUAAUUAUCAAGUUUAAUUUUUAAG
Ilex paraguariensis (yerba mate) is the source of this 1281-nucleotide messenger RNA. The record is from the annotation of a GenBank genome assembly. Lineage: Eukaryota; Viridiplantae; Streptophyta; Magnoliopsida; Aquifoliales; Aquifoliaceae.